This is a messenger RNA of Arctia plantaginis, 825 nucleotides long. The record is from the annotation of a GenBank genome assembly. Lineage: Eukaryota; Metazoa; Arthropoda; Insecta; Lepidoptera; Erebidae.
AUGCAAACACCUCCAGAUCAGACACCCUUUCCGAGAGUAUACGACGAAGCUCAGAAAUCUCGUGCUAUCUUCUUUUACAGAGAUGUAUGCGUAUUAAAGGAAAUAGAAAAAGAUGCAAACGAUAAACGAUAUGGCAAAUUAUCAAUAUUCCCUAAAGUGUGCUCUUAUGGUAAACUAUCCUUACUUCCCACAGUCCACGCAGCAAAAGCACCAGAGGCUCCAAAACGCCCCCCACCAAUGAAAUUCGAAGAUCUGCCGAUUUAUGAGAGCCCACACUAUGAGUACAAAGAUUAUAUUGAAGAUAAAAAACGUUGCCCUAGGGCCAAUGAGAAACUUCUUCAAACGUAUCUUUAUCCAUCAGUGUGCCAAUACAGAAAACGGAUGAUAGAAUCAGUCGGUGGGUUGACAAAAGAACUGUGUUUAAUGCAAAAAGAAGUGUGCAAUGAAAUAUGCAAAAAUAAAGUAAAAUUCAAGAAUUAUAUGAGGGCCGAGGAAAAUUUACUGUUACGGAAAGGUGUGGUUGCUUUAGGGACUCUCACAGGGGUGUAUCUUGGGUCCGGUACCAGAGGUGUGAUCAGAAAGUUAUUCGGUGGUACUCUGGGUGCACUAGCUGCGGGUGCACUCUGUUUUCCGAAGGAAACAGAUGAGAUAUUUAGAGAAGUAUCAUAUAAAGUUGGAAAAAUUGCAAUAUCAAUUAUCAAUGCUUGUUGUAAUGGUAAUUUUGCAAUGAGAGAACGGAUACCAUGCCAGCAGGAUUUACCAAGUCCACCUCAGCCACGGCCAGCCGACAAAUCAAAUAAACACUGUGAGCAGAAAAAGAAAUGA